CUUUCACAAAUUGUUUGGAAAAAAAAAAAAAGUGAUAUUUGAGUCGUGGUUAGAACUAUUCAGUUUACCAUGUCAGGUGGUCUGAGCUUUGGAAAAGCAUGAAAAUAUGGAAUUAUAAUAAUAAUGUUUAUUAUUUGAAAAAAAUGUAGGUAUAGACUCAUGCUCAAGGACAAAGGUUAUUAUUAGAGGUGACUAAAUGGAUGGCUGUUUGAUUUGGAAUUAGUCUGAAAAGUCAGGUGGCACAACCAGUAAAUGUCAAAUGGUGCAAAGAGACCAGCACAGUUUAAUAACUGAUAUAAGCAAAUAAAAGCUUUAAUAACACUCACUAUAUUUAAGAUAUAAAAUGCAUAAAGAUACAAAACGCAAAUAUAUAUACACAUAUAUAAAAAUGCACGUUUUAAUAAGACUUUUAAAAAACUGUCAUUUUGAAAACUUUGUCAUUGACCUGUGCGCAGUGUCCACCUGCUGGCAGAUGGUAUCAAGCUGGGACAGUGAAGGCUAGCAUGUGCUUCCUCUGAGACACAUAAAGUCAACACAUAUUUUCAAACUUCUGUUAGCAUAACACUCUUAGAGGACAACGCUAACCGCCGAUUCCAUUACGUCAGCUAACAGACGCAGGUUUUGGCUAGCAUAGCGCUGAGGGAUGGGGCAGAGGAAGGGCCAUCUUACUCUCCCAGAGAGAGUCAGACCAAGGCCCAAUCCCAAUUCUUAUUUUUACCCCUACACCUUUGCCCUUUGCAACUGAGGUAUAAGGGGUUGUGGCUGAAAUCUUUCUCGAUUUACGAAAUAGGACAACCUUCCAAGAACCCGACACAUCAUUAGUAGCUGUUAUUGGCUUUUAUUUAAACAGACAUGACAAGUUUUGCCAGUCAAACCACACUGACAAGUCUGUGCAACCUAAACAAAGACCUGGUCAUGAUUUGAGCAGGCUGUGAGAAGUUUCGGUGAUUUUUGCAGAAACAUUUUGCGCUAUUUGGAUUUCUCGUGUUUGUUAGCGACAUUAGCCUCGCAGCUCUAGCACCAAACCAAGGAAGCAAAAUUGGGACACAAACAUGUCCUUGUUAAUCACCAAUAUACAUCUGUGGUAAGUGUAAAACUGUGUAAACUAGAUUUCUCACUGAACCACUUCUUUAAGAGUGUUACUGUAAUACAGUUCCAGUCAAAGUUUUUAUGAGAACACAACAGAAGCACUCAGACGUGUGCUGUCAAACUAGAUUUUUAAUUCUAUUAAAAUCUGGACCCAAAAAUUCUUCACAAACAUACACCAGACAUUCGUUUUAAAGCUUUAAAGGGGAAAGAGGAUGGACAGUGAGAGCAAGGUCAUGGCCUGGAGUUACAACAGCAGAAAGGACAUCAUAAUAGAAUUAAACAUAACACUGAAUAAGAAUCCCUGGGGCUGUUAGACACUGAGGGACUGUCCAUGUCAGAGAAUAAUGUGGGGGAGAAAAAUGACAAAAACACUCACAGAAGCUUAAAUUACAUCUCAACAUUCAACAUGAACAUUCACUGUAAACUUACUGUACUUAAAAUACUGUAAAACAGUAUUAUUACUCGGCUCGGCCACUCAGCACAGACUCAGUGCAGCAUCUGAGAACCGUUUGGCCUGCAGAGAGAAGAUACACUCUUCAAAACAAAGGCGGCAAAAGGAUGACCGAGAACCACUUUUUGGUUCCCAGUGGAGAACCAUUUUCCAAUAAACUUCCAUUGAAGAACCCAAAGUUUCUAUACCGAUUACAGGCUUUUUUAAGAACCGUCCAUUGCUGUGCAAGUUAGAGACCACCUUUCAUUUAUUUAAUGUUAAUAUAAUAUCAACAUUUGCAAACUUUCCCUUUGGCUUUAUUACAGCUCAUUCUUUUCACUUUCAAUUUUUUGGAAAAAUCUGUACGAAUAUAUUUACACACUUUCACAGUUCAGUCUUAGAAGUUGUUUUUGCAUUUUCUGUUUUUUGGACUCUCUUUGGACUAGUUUGGGCGCCCCCGGUCAGUUGACCUGCUUUUAUUGACUUUCUAAUUUAAAAUUAGAAUGUCAUAUUUAAUUUUUCAUCACUGUAGAUUCUGUUAUUUUCACUCAACAAAACAUCUAAUUGGACUCGAGGAUGUUCAAACUAUUGCAUUUGAACGAAUGCAAUUUUUAUUAUAGUCUUGCAGUCAAUUAUCAACAGUUUUGAUACAAUGCAAGUUUUGAUGCAGUUAAUAUGACAAAGUUUUAAGUAGGGAAAUUUUACAGAAUAACAUGAAGCUUAGAACUGCUGUGACAUCACAAGCACAAAUAACUGGCAGGCUGGCGCACUGUGUUAACAGUUCAAGUCACAAGCCAGAAAAAUACAAACUUGUGCUUUAGCCAAAAAAGGCCCAUACCUCAAUUUAUACCUCAAUAGACAAUUACAAUUUAAAACGUAAUCGCAAUACUGCUCAGAAAAAUCGCAAUUAGAUAUUUUGCCUAAAUCGCUCAGCACUAUAUUCUGUAUAUCCUCAGAAAUUUUCUAAAAAGUGAACAACUUGUACUUAAUUGCCAUUUUGACUGGAAAGGACGGAGGCCUCUGACCUCUGCACAGUACAGUAUGCCCACGCCAAGAGCCGUUUUAUUUUUAAGAGUGUACCUCCACGAGUUGGACAUGCAUCAAGAAAAAGAAAGCAUAAGAUGGAGAUGAGAGGUUCCCUCAUAAGUACACUCUGGAAAGACUAUUGCCUGUACAUUGCAUAGUUUAAUUCAUUUACAUUUUCACGCUCUGCCCACCACACACAUCACAUGAUGCUUUGGCCGUGCACCGUCUCUCCCAUAAACACACACACACACUGUGUAUGAGGUAUGGGAUAUGAGUUCUAAUAUACAUGCGAGAAUAAAGGGAGUGCUAGAGCAAAGAAAACUCAGAUUAACCCUUAGAAGUCACAGCUAUUGCCAAACGCAGAAACAUGGUGUAAUUCCAUAAUUCUAUAUCAAUUAUUACUCACUCAGAGCUCAUUUUAACAAGCUGUCGAUACUUUCAAUCAACACCAUGAAUGUGCUACUUAGCAAAAACACUAUACUUACAUUUUUGCCAAGUUUGUCAGUGCUUGACAUCAGAACAAAUAGAAAAAAGAUAUAAGUGCAGAUUCAAAGCUGUUGAAACAGCUGUAAAUUGAUUAUUAUAUCGUGUAAUUCGCUAUGCAAAUUAAAAUAUAAUUACAUAAUUACAUCUCAACAGUAAGGGAGGGCGGAGCACAACCACAGAGAGUGUAACAACCCUGUAUGUAAUUAAACAGAUUCAAGGUGAAGCGCUUUUGGCCAUCUUGUCUUCCCAUAUCAUAUAUUUUUAUUUUCAAUUAUGCUAUUGAAUAUUCUAUAUGAAUAAGGAAAGCCAAGAUAUGUGAUUCACUUUAUUACAUAAAAAAAUCUUACCUGUGUUGUUAUUAUUUAUUAAUGAAAAAGCACUAAAAUGUAACUGAAAAACAUCACUGAUAAACUAUUGUCAUAGCAAGUAGCAUUAAACAAGGGAUCCUGCCCAACCUGGCAACCCAGACCAGGUUGCAACGUUUGCGUGUUGAGCAUCUUAGUGGCGGAAAGGAAAGUGUCUUUACAACCUCACUGAGUGUUUACAUGCACUCAAUAAUCCGAUCAUAAUCAGAUUUCUGCAGUUACCUGAUUAUUCAAAUUGUCAUGUAAAGAGCACACGCUGAUUUCUUAGAUCGGAGUAAGGUCUAGAGAUCUAAUUAAAAAAACUGAUAAAGAGGCUGGAUUUUAGCUCAGUAAUCAGAUUUCUCAGUGCAUGUGAACUCUUACUCUGAUUUCUUUCAGAUUCCUCAGUCUGGGCAUGUGUGAAACAGACAGCGGUACCGGAAAUAAGUGAGCAGCGUCACUGGAACCAAACACGAAAUGAAGGACUUCAAUAUUCUUCAUCUUCUAGAUGAUGUAUGUUUUUAUUUUCAGAAUAAACCUGCACUAUAUAAGUAUGGGGGAUUUGGAGACCUCUCUGGUGGAAAGAUGUAACUGCAUGCAGCAUGUGAAAGAACAUUGUAUGGUGGACCACUUCCCCAAGCAGACGAAUCUGAUGACUGUGAGCGCAAUGAACAAUAAUUCAAUGAGAACUUGGUGAAAGAUGUGUCUUCUGAGGAUAUAUCAUGGACCCUGGUUCCUCUAUAUGGCACAUCAUGACAUUUUCUCCAAUGGAGGGGCAUCCAAUAGGAAACCUCCCCACAUUAUCACAGAGAAGCAGCCAUGUGUGUCUGUCCUGGGUGUGAAGCGCAGUAACAUCAUCACCAUAGCCCUGAGCAGUCUGCCCCCUCCCCACCUGCUCCCACCGGCCAUCUACAGCAUGGACUCCAGUGUUCUGGACAGGGAGGAUGUACAGAGGCUUCAGUCGCUGGUCCCCUCUGAGGAGGAGCUGAAUUUGAUUAAGCAGGCCAAGGCCCAGGCUUCCCCCUGUCUUCUGGCUCCUGCUGAGCACUGCCUCCACAUUCUGGGCAACAUCAAACACCUGAGCUCCAGGCUUCAGCUCUGGGCCUUUGCGCUGGACUACGAUGCAUUGGAGAGGGAAAUUGCGGAGCCUCUCUUUCAUCUGAAGCUUGCAAUGGAGCAGCUAGCAGCCAAUCAGACGUUCCGAUGCAUACUGGCAACAGUACUCGCCAUCGGCAACUUUCUAAAUGGUUGCAAGGCCCGAGGGUUCGAGCUGAGUUAUCUGGGGAAGCUCUCUCAGGUGCGAGACACACACAGCCGACAGCCACUGCUGCACCACGUCUGUGUGCUGCUGCUCCAGCUCUACCCACAAUCCUCAGAUCUGUACUCCGACAUCACAGCCGUCACUCGAGCCAGCAAGUGUGAUUACUCACAGGUCCAGUCCAAUCUUGAUCAGCUGGAGUCCCAUUGCAAAGCAUCCUGGGAGCAGCUGCGUCUGCUGGAGAAGGAUGGAGAGAAGAAGAAGGGGGGAGGAGGAGGAGGAGGAGGAGAGGAGAGGGGGACUGGAAAUGAGGGAUCACUCCGCCAGAGACUGCCCCACUUCCUGAAGGAGUGCGGGGAGAGGUUGAAGGUGCUCCGAGCUGUCCAUCGGAGGGUCAUCAACAGGUUUCACUCGUUCCUGUUGUACUUGGGCUACUCUCGCUCCAUGGUGAGGGAGACGAGUGCGGAUGCGUUCUGCAAGACGGUCAGCGAUUUCGCUCUGGAGUACAGGGCUGCCCGCCACGGCAUCCUCCAGCAGAGAGAGCGGGAGCAAGAACGGGAGAAGGAGCGAGAGAAGGACGAAGAGAGAGGGCGAGACCCCUCCACUCCGAAAUCCAAAGCCAAGGCUCUACAAAGCUCAUCUCAGCAGGACCACGAGGAACAGUCAAAGUUGGAGGAGGUGCUGAAGACUCCCACGUCUUCCUCUCGCUUUGACUUUAGUCUCCCCCGCCGCCGCAGCAAGACCCCAAACACCAGAGGUUCCCUUCCGCCAAGACUGAAGUGGUAGAGGAAACUCACUCCGUCGGUGUUCUAACGUCAACGUAUUCCACGUUCACAGCAGUUAAAAUAAAACUAAAUAGAAACUUGAAGUCGGAAUGAAAUGUUUGUUCAGUCUACAGUACUGCAGUAACUUGAAUCUGUCUUUUUCUCAAAUUUGUUUUUUAUUUAUUUCUCUUUUUUAAUGAUGUACCCGCUGGAAUAGAAGCAAAGCAGUCUGUCUUCUUCAGUAAAGUGUGUCGUGUCC
Molecule: messenger RNA, 5656 nt
Organism: Colossoma macropomum (tambaqui)
Lineage: Eukaryota; Metazoa; Chordata; Actinopteri; Characiformes; Serrasalmidae
Product: FH1/FH2 domain-containing protein 1
Exons: 11
Coding region: 4076-5419 (447 amino acids)
Biological process (GO): cortical actin cytoskeleton organization; actin filament network formation
Cellular component (GO): cytoskeleton; cytoplasm
Molecular function (GO): actin filament binding
Source: RefSeq, a predicted model, not a curated record